Molecule: messenger RNA, 1346 nt
Organism: Drosophila obscura
Lineage: Eukaryota; Metazoa; Arthropoda; Insecta; Diptera; Drosophilidae
Exons: 2
Coding region: 51-1274 (407 amino acids)
Source: RefSeq, a predicted model, not a curated record
GCUGAGAAGUCAGAUUUGUCUGAGAAUUCGACGCUGAAGCAACAUUCAGAAUGCUGCCCACUUGGUUAACAAAGGAGUACAUCCAAACCCAUCUGAGAGCCUACUGCAAGGAUGAUCAGCUGCGAGUCCUUAAGCUGUGGGCCAAGCCGGCAACGGAAAAGGGGGGCAACUAUGUCGGCGUAAUGACCCGCAUUUACGUAGACUACGAAGAUGGGAAUGGAACGGUGCAGAACAAAUCAUAUAUCCUGAAGCAAACCUGCCCAGAGGACGCUACCCAAGCGAAACUUUUCCAGGAGUACGAUGUGUACAAUCGGGAGAUGGACAUGUAUGAGCUGGUGAUGCCCAAGAUGGCGGAGCUGCUCCGAGAGAUCGGAAUCACCGAGAAGCUAACCGCAGAUGCAGUAGUUGUUGAUAGGGAGCGGACCAUCCUGAUUCUCGAGGAUCUGGCCACUCUCAGAUACGUGAAUGCGGAUCGAGUUAAGCAAUUGGAUUUGGCUCAUACCAAAAUGACGAUAGAGUUGCUCGCAAGGUUCCAUGCGGCAGCUUUAGUCCUGAAUCAACGAUAUCCUGAGGUCCUGCGCACAAAUUACUCAUCGCACUUUUUCUCACGUGGCAAGAAAGGCUACAAGGAGAUUUUUACGGGCUUGUUCAGGGCUUUUAUUAGGUAUGUGAACACCCAACCAAGCCUCAGAGAUCGCUACAGCGCCAAGCUGGAGCACGUUGCUGCCAAUGUAAUGGAGUACGCGGCUCGAUCUGUGGAUGUUGGAGAAAAGGACCUCCAGACACUGAUCCAUGGCGACUGUUGGACCACGAACGUCAUGUACCAGUACGAUGACCGAGGAAAUCCCGUUACGGUUUUACCCAUAGACUUUCAGUUCAGCACUUGGACAUCGCCGGUGGUCGAUUUGCAUUACCUGUUCAGCACCUCGCUGAGAGAAGACGUAAAGGAGAAGGAAACCGAACUCGUUCAGCACCAUUACUAUGCACUGAAGCAGAACUUGGAUAAGUUUUCCUACAAGGGUGUAUUUCCCAGCUUGCUCGAGUAUCAGCUUCAGUUCGAGAGCCGCCGAUUCAUGACCGUUUUAAUUGCCAAUUUAUUUCAACCCAUAAUGGUAUACGAGGGCACAGAGGAGCCCGAGUUCGUGAACCUUUAUCAGAAUACUCCAGAGGGCGUUCGAUUCCAGGACUCAAUGUAUGCCUGUGAAAAAGCCAAAAGAAUUGUGGAACAUAUUCUACCAGUUCUGGAUGCCAAGGGCCUCUUAGAUCCUCAAUGAAUUUAGCCUGAUUAUUUUUAAUUAUAUUGUACAAAAAAAAUUAUAAGCGUGGCAAAUGUCAGCUCGUGAAAA